Panicum hallii is the source of this 3340-nucleotide messenger RNA. Its product is annotated as pentatricopeptide repeat-containing protein At3g24000, mitochondrial. The transcript has a single exon. The coding region runs from base 374 to 3148 and encodes 924 amino acids. NCBI's taxonomy places the organism in Eukaryota, Viridiplantae, Streptophyta, Magnoliopsida, Poales, Poaceae. Gene Ontology annotation, biological process: RNA modification. The record is from RefSeq and is a predicted model, not a curated record. Gene Ontology annotation, molecular function: protein binding; RNA binding; zinc ion binding.
ACUGGCCAGGCGCUACUGCCCCCGCUACGCCACCACGCGGCCGCGCCGCGCCGCGCGCCGCCUCUUCUCCACGGCCGCCGCGCCAUGCCUUCCCUUCGACCCACCGCAUGCCCCGCCUUCCCUUCCUCCCCCACAGGCCUCCGCCUCCGCCUCGCCUUUCCACCCGCUCGCCUCCCACCCGCACCCGGCCGUCGCCGCGUUCCCGCGCGCCGGCUUCUCCGUCCUCGCCGACCACCCGCUCCUCGCGCGCGCCGUCCACGGCUUCGCCCUCCGCCGCGCGCUCCCGCUCAGCGCCUUCCACCGCAACACCCUCCUCGCCUUCUACUUCCGCCAGGGCUCCUCCCCCGUCGCCGCCCUCCACCUGUUCGACGAGAUGCCUCAGAGGACCGACUCCUCCUGGUACACCACCGUCUCCGGAUGCGUGCGCUGCGGCCUCGACUCGACAGCCUUCUCCCUACUGCAGGACAUGCGGGAGCGUGACGUGCCCCUCAGUGGCUUCGCGCUCGCCAGCCUCGUCACGGCCUGCGAGCGCCAGGGCUGGGAGGAGGGCGCGGCGUGCGGCGCUGCCAUCCACGCGCUCACACACAGGGCCGGGCUCAUGGGGAACGUAUACAUCGGGACCGCGCUCCUGCACCUCUACGGCUCCCGUGGGCUCAUGUCAGAUGCCCAGCGACUGUUCUGGGAGAUGCCUGAGCGGAACGUCGUCUCCUGGACAGCGCUUAUGGUCGCAUUGUCAUCGAAUGGGUACUUGGAGGAGGCAUUGGCAGCUUAUCAUCGGAUGAGGAGGGAAGGUGUUCCGUGCAAUGCGAAUGCCUUCGCCACGGUGGUCAGCUUGUGUGGGUCACUCGAGGAUGAGGUGGCUGGGCUUCAGGUCGCCGCCCAUGUCGUGCUUUCUGGCCUGCAGACGCAUGUUUCAGUGGUGAACUCGCUUAUCACCAUGUUUGGGAACCUGGGAAGGGUACAGGAUGCCGAGAGGCUCUUCGGUCGAAUGGAGGAGCGGGACCGGAUAUCUUGGAAUGCGAUGAUAUCCAUGUACUCACAUGAAGGGGCCUGCAGCAAAUGCUUUAUGCUACUUUCAGAUAUGCGUCGUCAUGGUGGAGUGAGGCCUGAUGUGACCACUCUGUGCAGCUUGGUAUCUGUCUGUGCCACGUCGUAUCAUCUUGCCCUUGGAAGUGGGAUUCAUUCCCUGUGUCACAGGAGUGGUCUGCAUUCUUCUGUUCUGGUUGGUAAUGCCCUUGUUAAUAUGUACUCUGCUGCUGGGAGAGUGGAUGAGGCUGAGUCUCUGUUUUGGAGCAUGAGCAGACGGGAUGUAAUAUCGUGGAACACUAUGAUUUCAUCUUACGUGCAGAAUGAUAGCUGUGCUGAAGCACUUCAGACAUUGGGUCAGUUACUUCGAACUGACGAAGGUCCACCAAACCACAUGACAUUUUGCAGCGCUUUAGGAGCAUGUUCAAGUCCAGAAGCCUUGAUGGAUGGCAGAACAGUUCAUGCCAUGGUAUUGCAGCAGAGUCUUCAGAACAAUCUACUGAUUGGAAAUUCUCUCCUCACAAUGUACAGUAAAUGCAAUUCGAUGAAAGAUGCAGAGAGAGUAUUUCAGACAAUGACGUGUUGUGAUGUUGUUAGCUGCAAUGUGCUUAUUGGGGGCUACUCAACACUUGAGGAUGCUACAAAUGCAAUGCGUGUAUUUUUUUGGAUGAGGGGUACUGGGAUAAAGCCAAAUUAUAUCUCAAUAAUAAAUCUCCAGGGAUCUUGCAAAUCUUCACAUGAUUUGCGUAGUUAUGGAAUGCCACUGCAUGCAUACAUAACACAGACUGGAUUAUUAUCAGACGAGUAUGUUACAAACUCGUUGAUCACAAUGUAUGCAACCUGUGGUAAUUUGGAAUCUAGUUCUGAUAUAUUCUGCAGAAUCAAGAAUAAGAGUGUUAUUUCCUGGAAUGCUAUCAUCGCUGCCAAUGUACGACAUGGCCGUGGAGAGGAAGCUCUAAAGCUCUUCACGGAUUUGCGGCAUGCUGGAAACAAACUCGAUCGUUUUUGUCUAGCUGAAUGUUUGUCAUCCAGUGCAAGCUUGGCAUCAUUAGAGGAAGGCAUGCAGCUACACAGUCUUAGUGUGAAAUGUGGGCUGGAUAAAGAUAGUCAUGUUGUUAAUGCCGCAAUGGAUAUGUAUGGGAAAUGUGGAAAGAUGGAUGAUAUGUUGAAACUGCUGCCUGAUCCUGCCAGUCGGCCGACACAAUGUUGGAAUACAUUGAUAUCAGGUUAUGCAAGAUAUGGCUAUUUCAAGGAAGCUGAGGAUAAAUUCAAGCACAUGGUCUCGAUAGGGCGAAAGCCAGACUAUGUGACAUUUGUUGCCCUCCUCUCGGCUUGUAGUCAUGCUGGUCUAGUAGACAAGGGCAUCAGUUACUACAACUCUAUGGCUUCUACAUAUGGUGUGUCCCCUGGAAUAAAACAUUGUGUUUGCAUUGUGGAUCUCCUUGGACGUUUAGGGCGAUUUGCAGAGGCAGAGAAAUUUAUUGAAGAAAUGCCAGUCUUGCCAAAUGAUCUAAUAUGGAGGAGUUUGCUGUCCUCUAGUAGAACUUACAAAAAUCUGGAUAUUGGGAGGAAAGCUGCCAAGAAUCUCCUGGAAUUGGAUCCAUUUGAUGACUCUGCAUAUGUUCUUUUGUCAAACUUAUAUGCUACAAACGCAAGAUGGGUAGAUGUUGACAAAUUAAGAAGUCACAUGAAGACCAUCAAGUUAAACAAAAGACCUGCCUGCAGCUGGCUCAAGUUGAAGAAUGAGGUGAGCACCUUUGGUAUAGGUGACCGGAGUCAUAUGCAUGCAGAAAAGAUCUAUGCAAAGUUGGACGAAAUCUUGCUAAAGCUCAGGGAAUUAGGCUAUGUGGCUGAUACCUCAUCUGCGCUACAUGAUACGGAUGAAGAGCAAAAGGAGCAGAACCUGUGGAACCACAGCGAGAAGCUCGCAUUGGCAUACGGGCUUAUUGUUGUGCCAGAGGGAUCUACAAUAAGGAUAUUCAAGAAUCUCAGGGUCUGUGCAGACUGCCAUCUGGUAUUUAAGCUGGUUAGCAUGGUUUAUCACAGGGAAAUGGUUCUGAGAGAUCCUUACAGGUUCCACCAAUUCAAAGGUGGAUCCUGCUCUUGUUCAGAUUUUUGGUGAGAUAGUCAUACACCAAUUCAGAUUUUCGGCUGUACAUGUCAACACAGGAUUCGCUCUCCUCCUCUGACACACAUAUCUGAAAACCGAUGGAGCUGACUGUCAAACUCACACCCGCCCCUUGUGUAUGUAAAGAUGCGAAUUACCCAGGACACAUGUGUCUCUUUUUCUUCUUUAGCCAUGUGGAUGUACCAA